AUGAGUGGGAAAUUUGUUCGUGCAUCAAAAUAUAGACACGUCUUUGGACAGUCGGUUAAAAAGGAACUGCAUUACGAAAACUUGAAAGUCACGAUCAAUGCUUGGGAUUCGAACUUGAUCAAGACAAAUGGGAAGUAUAUUUCUAUUAAUUGGAAUGCUUCAGGUGGUGGUGCAUUUGCUGUGGUGCCCGUAGAAGAAAUUGGGAAGGCGCCUGAUCAAAUCCCAUUAUUUAGGGGACACACUGCACAGAUUUUGGACACAGACUUUGAUCCUUUUAAUGAUCAAAUUAUAGCUUCAUCUUCCGAUGAUACCAAAAUUGCGAUCUGGGAAAUACCCAGUGAUUAUUCAUUCCACAAUGCACAGGAUGAAGAUGGGAAUACGAAAGAUGUUACGCCUGUAAAAUUUUUGAUGGGUCACACUCGCAAAGUUGGACAUGUUUUGUAUCAUCCAACUGCAAGUAACAUUUUGGCUUCAUCCUCUCUUGACCAUACAGUUAGAAUUUGGAAUGUUGAGACUGGGGAAACUGUAAUUAUCUUAAAACAUCCAGACAUGGUGACUUCCAUGUCUUUUAGCUACAAUGGUGAUUACUUGGCGACUUGUUGCCGUGACAAGAAGCUUAGGGUUUGGGAUAUAAGAAAACAAGAGGUUGUUAGUGAGGGACAAGGUCACUCUAGUCCCAAGAAUCAAAGGGUUGUUUGGUUAGGUAAUUCUGAUAGACUUGCCACAACUGGUUUUUCUAAAUUGAGCGACCGCCAAAUAGGCGUUUGGGACGCUUUUAAUAUAGAUAAGGGUGAAUUGGGUGGUUUUUAUACUGUAGACCAAUCCUCAGGCAUCUUAAUGCCAUUUUAUGAUGACUCAAACAAAAUUUUAUAUGUUGCCGGAAAAGGUGAUGGGAACAUUCGCUACUUCGAGUUUCAGGAUGAUGAAUUGUUUGCUUUAUCAGAAUUUCAAUCUACAGACCCUCAAAGAGGUUUUGCUGUGGCUCCCAAGAAGUCAGUCAAUGUUAAAGAUAACGAGGUCUUAAGAGCUUAUAAAACUGUUCGUGACCAUUGCAUUGAGCCUAUUUCAUUUGUUGUUCCUAGGAAAGCUGAAGUUUUCCAAAACGAUAUAUAUCCGGAUGCCCCCUCUGGAAAGCCCGCUUUGACAGCAGAGGAGUGGUUGUCAGGAAAGUCGGUUGAAGGUCCUAUACUAUUCAGUGUCCAGUCAUUAUAUGACGGCCCCAAUCCCGUAUUUUCGGCUGCUGAAAGAUCACCAAACAAAACUUUUAUCUCUGAGAGCCCAAAAUCCACCCCAGAUAAAUCCUCAACGAAAGUAAUCAAGGAAGUUUCAUCUCCAAAGAUCUUACUUUCGGUACAAUCCGAGAAGCCAAAAGUCGAUAAAGUAUUAAACUCCGAUGAGACCGUCAACAAAAUGUUGCAAAAGGCCUGUGAAUUAGAUCAAAUUAAUAAGGCUGAAAACCCAGGCAAGGAAACUUCCGGUUGGGAUAGUGACGAUGAACACUCUGGCUCUCCCGCCAUUAAAAAAGUUGAGCAAAAAAAGGCUUCUGUAAUCAAGCCAAAACUUCCUUCCCCGUCUCAAUGUCGAACUGAAAAUGUUCCUUUAAGGGAGGAUAAUUCCUUAUUCAAUACUCCUAAGAAAGAGCCACCUAGGAUGCCUACACUUACAAAAGGAACACCAAACACUCAAAAUGUCUCUGAAUCCCAACUUGCAACCCCAGCAUCCGCUAGGUCCCUUGGUCUGAAGCAGUCCGUCGAAAAGUUGUCAGAAUUAGUUCUGAACUUGGAAACAGUUGUGUCCAAGCUAGCUGCUGCAUCUUUAGAAAGGGAUAACCGCUUAAAACAAGUAGAAGAUAAGAUUGAGCUGCUCUUGAAGAAAUAA
Eremothecium cymbalariae DBVPG#7215 is the source of this 1878-nucleotide messenger RNA. RefSeq names its product coronin (gene CRN1). Gene Ontology annotation, molecular function: actin filament binding. Lineage: Eukaryota; Fungi; Ascomycota; Saccharomycetes; Saccharomycetales; Saccharomycetaceae. Gene Ontology annotation, biological process: actin filament organization. The transcript is spliced from 2 exons. Bases 1 to 1878 code for a protein of 625 amino acids. The record is from RefSeq and is a predicted model, not a curated record.